UUCCUGAUUUAUACAUACUUUUGCCAUUUCUUCUGCUUAUCAACAAAUAUUUUUGGAUAAUGUUAACGAAGUCGGGAUAAUGAUCAAUCGUACCUAACCCACCGUAAAUAUCCCAAUAGAAAUCCAGGGCAUUUUUUUCACUGGUCCUCACUGAAUGGGCUUCUAUUAGUCUCGGGUUUCUAUAAUAAUAUUUUCGGUAAAUAAAUUUCAAAAUUUUCAGACGUUGCUAGGUAUCUCAAUGAGAUGCGCGUUUGCUUUUUACUUUUAACUGGAACGGUCUACAUUUUACUCGGUAUUUAUUUUGUCUGUUGGUGUGUCCGUAGAAAUAGACGGCGUGUUGGUAACCCUGCAAAUAAUUCUUCUGGAAGACGAUUGCCUAAUCAUAGAUGGGGGGAUUUACAGGGUGCCGAAUAUGAAAACGCCAUAACAGCUCAAACAACAAACAUUGGCCAAACAGCCUCAGAUGAUUUGGUUUCUGUUAGAAGCGAUGGUGCAGUGCCUGGGGGCAAAACAAAUUUAAGUUCACAAUUUGGAGGGACGGGACAACAACACGGGUUGGGCUCUGGAAGUGGACCUCCACCCUUUGGAAUGCCUGGAAGGGGAACAGCAAAUAGACAGGCAGCACCUUCUUUUAUGCGUCAUGGGGGAAGUGGAGUUGGAAUUGGCUCUAUGCCUAAUCAUAGGUUGGAAUUGAGAAAAUAUAGACAAAAUUGGGAAUUUAGGGGAAAAUGCCUUAAUAAAUGAUAAUUUUGUGAAUACUAAACACGGGUUGAGGAUCUCUAGUAUCGAUAGCAAUACUUAAUAAAUAACUCUCGUUAUAAUUACACCUGCUAAAUGAGCAAAUCUCUCGAAUUCUUCGUCUAUGAUUUUUAAGAUUUUAAUUUUUUUGGUUUUGUGAAAUAAAAGAUAAUACCGUAUAUAGUCAAGUAAUCACAUAAUUAAUAAUUGUUUGCUCUUGAUCGAUGGAAUAACAGAAAGGAGGAAAUUAUGUGAGGUUAAUUAUUUAUAUGAAGAGCGGAGGUCUAUCAGAGUUCCGAUUUCCGAAAAUUUAGGCUGAUUUUCUAUUUCCAAGUUCCUACUUUUGAGCCAUUUCCAAUAGUUCCGAUUUCAUCAUUUCCAUUCUACCUCGAGGUAGAGCCAGUCGGUGCAUUUAUAACGAGAGUUGU
Molecule: messenger RNA, 1166 nt
Organism: Meloidogyne enterolobii
Lineage: Eukaryota; Metazoa; Nematoda; Chromadorea; Rhabditida; Meloidogynidae
Source: the annotation of a GenBank genome assembly